AUGUUUAAUAAUCUACUAAUAUCACUACUACUACUACUGAGUUUAAUACAUGUUGGUUUAUCUGAUGAUUCUUCAACCGGUAUACUGAUGAGUGUUAUUACAAAUCCAUCAACUUCCACUACUAAUGAUAAUGCUAAUUCCGAAAAUGAUGAUUCCACAACAAGCACAGUCUCAAUAUUAACUACAAACACUCAAAAUAGUCCAAGCUCCACUAGAGAAACAACUACAAACGAUAAUAUUCCAACUACAACAACGAAUGACGGCAUUAUUCGAUGGACAUUUGCCAGAACAUCACAAACUACACCAUCUACUAGGUCAACAUCACGAGUAUCUUUCACAAGUACAUUGCCAGCUUCAAAGACAACUAUAAAUCAAAUAGAUUCACUGAUUUUUAGACUACAAUUUACUAUACCCGAAGGUGAUAAUUAUUAUAAUGCACCAUUAGCUUUAGGUCCAGAAAAUGAUCAAAAUUUGGAACUUAGACUCGAUUUAAUACAACCUCAUAUAUGGGUAAUGAAUCAUGAUGAUUUUAUAAAUUGUAAUUAUUUAAAAUCUUGGUUAAGUUCAGUUGAAUCUACUUUAUCUGAGACUACUUCACUACCGGCAGCUAUAACUACUGCUUCUCAAUACACUGGUAAUUGUGAUAAAUAUGGUUUAUACGUUAGUGCUACUUCAAACAUGCCCCAACCAUCAGAUAGUAACAUCGAAAACGGAGAUCCGUAUAUUAUACCAUAUAUUAAUCAAAUUAUGGCUAGUGGAAAAUGGGUCACUGAUGAUGUUUUAUUUAAUUUCACAAAUGGAUAUACUGGCAAACUAUCAAAUUUUUCAUUUAUUGAUGUUAAUGAAACUAAUAUGUUUGCUGGGGGGUUAGGAUUAGCAGGUAAUCCGUAUGGACGUGGAUUUUUAUAUAACUUGGUGAAUCAAAACAUUAUAAAGUCACCAGGUUAUUCAUUAUGGUUUAAUAAUUUUACUGAUUCUGAAAAUGCAAUAUGUGAAUUAAUACCGGGAGUAGUUAAUUCAAAAUUUUAUAUUGGAAAUUUAUAUUCAUUUGAUAUUUUACCACAACGAGGUUAUAAAUUUCCAGCUUCUCAACAACAAGCAAAUCAAGAAUUGAUAGAAUUGACGUUGCCCAUUAUUUCAUUAGAUGAUAUGAAGAUUGAAAAUAUAUUGACGGGACAAAUCGUGUCUAUAAAGUCAAGAACUGGGGGAUUACCUGUACUACUUAAUUCAAGAUCAAUCUAUUCUUAUUUACCAUUGGAUGUUAUUGUAAAUUUAGCUAUCCAGACAAAUGCUUAUUAUGCAAGUGAGAUUGGAAAAUGGUUAGUUGAAUGUGAUACAUUACAAAACAUAGAUGCAAGUGUAAAUUUUCAAAUGGGUAAUUUCCUGAUAAAAGUUCCAAUUAAUGAAUUUAUAAUAGACGCAUUAUAUCAAGAUAAGAUAUUAAAUUUUGAAAAUGGUCAUAAAGCAUGUUAUUUAACUUUCAUACCAACAAGUGGAGAUGGAUUGAACGUACUUGGACUUCCAUUUCUUCGUAAUAUUUAUUUAGUUGUCGAUAAUGAAGGUCGUAAAAUUGCAAUCGCCCAAUCUAACAAACACAUAAAUCCAGAAAAGGAAGAAGAGCAAGAGAGUAUGACCCAAUUUAAUCAGUCCAGUUUUAGUCAAGUUCAAUACUCAUCAUCUACAAAUAAUACAGCCGAUUAUAGUAUUGACUAUAUUAUGGCUGGCAAUAUUCCCUUUGCUACACUGAAUAAAUAUUAUAAUACUGAUAACUUAACUUUAAGUUAUAGUUCAAUGAGUGAUAAUUCAGGAAAUAGUAUGAUUUUAGAUAUACCUGCAAGAUUAACUGGUGCUAUUAUUAGAAGUGGAAGUAUUUAUGUUUCGGGAUUUUCUGGUCAACCAACUCCUGAAGAUGAAACUACAAGUGAUACGAAUAGUACUAGUUCAAGAGGUGGUGCAAGGAUAUUAAAUAAUAAGGUUGAGAUUGGUUAUGUUUAUGUUGAUUUGGGAUUGCUUAGUACUUUGGUUUCGAUUAUAAUGGUUUUGAUUGUUCUACUAUAG
Messenger RNA from Insectozyma verbasci, 2058 nucleotides. NCBI's taxonomy places the organism in Eukaryota, Fungi, Ascomycota, Pichiomycetes, Serinales, Debaryomycetaceae. The record is from the annotation of a GenBank genome assembly.